Molecule: messenger RNA, 1191 nt
Organism: Esox lucius (northern pike)
Lineage: Eukaryota; Metazoa; Chordata; Actinopteri; Esociformes; Esocidae
Gene: lamp3
Product: lysosome-associated membrane glycoprotein 1
Exons: 6
Coding region: 64-819 (251 amino acids)
Cellular component (GO): membrane
Source: RefSeq, a predicted model, not a curated record
UAAAGAACAAUUCACCACAUCCCCCUCUACAUUUGGAGACAAGCUCCGAACAGAACACACAAGAUGACAGACAAAUCUAGAAACAACAUCUAUCAUGAUACAACACUUUUUCUACUGGUGGCAAUAAUAAUGGGAAACAGCCACAAGACUGAUGCAUUUGACCAUAUCGUAAGAGCCACAGCUAAGCCCAUCCCACAAAAGCCUGUCCUUCAACCUACGGAGAGCGUUCCUAUCACCGGCAAUUAUGUGCUAAAAGACCCCAACGGCAAAGAAUGCAUUAAGGUGUCCAUGGGUGUGGAGUACAUAAUUAUUGAGAAGAAGAAAUCUUCUUACUUCAACUUGGACCCUAGACAUACCCAGAUAUCAGGUAUAUGUGAAGAGAAAAAAGCUGUCUUUUCCCUGGCUAUUCUAGGCGAGGGCGGCUUUUUGGAACUUUCCUUUGUAAAGAAUGAUAACAAGUCCUAUUUGUCAAAGGUUCAAGCUAAUUUGUCUCCAGGAAAAAGUAAUAAGAACUAUCCUGGGGUGAUUGACCAUGAGAAACUUUUCCCAACUGAUGUUGGCUGCAGCCUCAAAUGCAAAUCUCAGACAGAAUUUCAUUUGUCGGAAAACCUUCGAGUUAAGAUUGUGUCACUUCAAUUCCAAGCCUUUAAACUUACCAAUGGGAGUUUUGGACCAGAGGUUGAAUGCUGGACCGAUUUCAUGAAGAGGAUCAUCCCAAUAAUUGUGGGUUCCGCGGUUGUAGCACUCCUCUUAAUUGCUAUUCUGACCUUCCUGAUCAUCCGGGACCGUCGCAGACAAUCUGGUUAUGACAGAAUCUGAAGUUUCUGAAAUUCUUUUUAUAGAAUUUCUGAAAUAUGAAAUAUGAAGAAUCUGAAAUUCUUUUUAUAGCUGUGGUUUGUAUUUACUAGAUUAUUUUAUUUCUUUUUCUCCAUUCCAUUAUUAAUAUUACAUCUGUCAUUGCUGUGUUCUUUUUGUUUUUUUGUAUUCAUGGAUAAAAGUAAUAAUAUGUUGUGAAUGUGGGAUGCAAAUAUGGGAAUAACUGUACUGAUGCACUGAGUACUGUGCUUUUGCAAUUAUUGUCAUCCAAUUUGGUAGGAAUAAUGUGGCUUUAUUUUUGCAAUUUGAAACUUGAUGUAUUUUAUUACAAAAGGGGUAUAUUCCUAAAUUAAAGGUGUGGCAUUAUGAUUGAAA